This is a messenger RNA of Aspergillus glaucus CBS 516.65, 370 nucleotides long. RefSeq lists its product as uncharacterized. The coding region runs from base 84 to 320 and encodes 78 amino acids. NCBI's taxonomy places the organism in Eukaryota, Fungi, Ascomycota, Eurotiomycetes, Eurotiales, Aspergillaceae. The transcript has a single exon. The record is from RefSeq and is a predicted model, not a curated record.
GGGCGAAUUGGUCAAAUCUUCGAGUAUGCAUUUUAUGAAAGUGCUUCAAACGACGGAUCUAUAGCGGGUAGUAUUUUCCUUACAUGUUGGCCAAUUCAGAAGCAGAGUCGAUCGGGUCAGGCUCGACUGAGAGAAUAGGGACGAGUUUUUUUCUUGGACAUGAUGGAGGUAUUCUGAUAAUGUUGUAUGGGACUGGUUUGCUUGUGCCCGGUCGAAUCGUUAUCUUGUUUGAUCGAUUCUUUUCUCUAGGUCGGCUUUUUGUGUCUCUUGUUCUGCCAUUCGCCGCUCUUAUUCGGACAUCUGUCCAUCUCCGGCAGUGAUUUGACGCAGUUGGUCAAGCUCCUCAGAUUCCAUAUCUAAGAAUGAAACC